CUCCCCUGCCCUGCCCUGUCCCCUCUUUUCCUCCCCCUUCUUCGCUUUUCGCUUUCCCCGCCUCCUCCCCCUGUUCUCCUGUCCAUGUCAUCCGCGGAGGACUCCCCUGUCCCGGCUGGUGAGCCCUCUGGCCGCCCGGCCAUCCGCUUCAAGAAGGCCCGCUCACGGUCGAACCUUCGUGUGCGCGAUGUGGAGCCGACUUCUACGGCCGGCAGCACGUCCACAGCCGCUGAUGAUGCCAAGCCCGACGAGUCAGAGGAUGACCUGGCGCAUAUCGAGGAGAUGUCUCGUGAAACGAAAGAACGCCAGCGCGCGCGCAUGCGCGGUGCAGGCCUUGCCUCAGAGAACCUGCUGGUCGCGAAUGCCGCCCAGAAGGAGGAGGUCAAGGACGAUGCCCUCACUUCCCUGGAGUUCACCAAGCAGACCAAUGCAUUGGAUGUCAACAAGCACCUGGCGGCCUUUGUCGAGAGAGAGAUGCGCCUGCGCCGAGGCCAGGCCGACCCGGAGGCCCUGGCACAGGAGGCGGCCCUGGCCAACCGCCCAGCGGAUCCCAUUACGCAGCUCUAUCGGACGGUGGCCGAGGCCAAUAUCUCGGCCCUCGACAAGAACAACCUGAUCAACGAGGCCAAUGGCGCAGCCAGGGAUGCUCAGGACGACGAGGAGGUCGGCAUUUCUGCAUCCAUGUUGACGGCCGUCGCUGAGGUGGACCUGGGCAUCGAGAACAAGCUUUUGAAUAUCGAGCGUACCGAGGCCGCACAGCAGCGGUUGAUGUCUGCUUCAUCCAACUUCCGCCAACGGCCGGCUGCUGCCGUGCCGGCCAAGAGCCGUGGGAGGAAGUCCGCGUCGGCCAAGGAGGCGGCUGCCCUGGCCGAGGCCGAGGCUCUCGCCACCUCGUCUGCCGGCCGGUAUGGUGUUCUGCUUUUUUUUCUUCCAGCAUGUGUUCCUCGCCCGGCAACUGACUAUCCUUUCUCCUUCCCCACUUCCCUUUCGGGUCUCGAUGUGUGUGUGUGUGUGUGUAGCCGCCCGAAUUCUGGCGGACGCUUCCUACGUACGACGGAUCUGCGCUCGCCAUAGUGCCUUCUUUUUUUCUUUCUUCCCUCCCUACCACCCGCACUCACUCACUUUUCCUCGCCCUUGCCCUGCCUCCUUCCUCCUGUCUCGGCUGUGCACAUAUCACACCCAGCCACUGAGAAGCGCACCUUCUCAGAUGGGCCUGGGGCUGACAUUCGGUCGACUCAGGCCACCGACGACAUGGUGGCCGAGCGCUUCCGCAAGUACAACCUCGCGCGGAUGCGCCGCUAAAAAAGGAGCAGAGGCGGCCGGCCGCUUCUGCCCGGUGAAAAAAAAAAUACAAAAGAGAGACACUAA
Molecule: messenger RNA, 1368 nt
Organism: Fonticula alba
Lineage: Eukaryota; Rotosphaerida; Fonticulaceae
Exons: 4
Coding region: 85-1074 (329 amino acids)
Biological process (GO): mRNA splicing, via spliceosome
Cellular component (GO): spliceosomal complex
Source: RefSeq, a predicted model, not a curated record